CAAUUAUGUGCAUGUGACAUGUACAACGUCACAAGGAAUUCCUGUUUCCGACUUAUCUGCCGAUUAUGGUGUCUCUUGUAAUUUGUCCUCUUUUAUCUCGUGAAGUAAUCUACGCGGAUACAUAAUAAUGGCUGAAGUAUUUAAUAUGGAGCUGCGGGACGGAGUAGAUGGGGAGGAGGAGAUCUCAGAUGAAGAAUAUCCGGCAGAAGAGGAACAACACCAGUACCUCAAAGAUUUAUCAAGAGCAAAUGAUCCACUUGAGGAUGGCAUGGAGACUUUGGAGUUGACAGAGAACACAGUGAAUCCUGGACAUGGAAAAGUUAGCACGUUCGACUUUGAGCUGCUCAAAGUGCUAGGCAAGGGGGGCUAUGGAAAGGUAUUUCAAGUUAGAAAAGUCUCAGGACAGGCAAAAGGCAAAAUAUUUGCAAUGAAAGUAUUGAAAAAGGCCACAAUUGCCAGAAAUGCUAAAGACACGGCUCAUACAAAAGCUGAGAGGAAUAUUCUAGAAUGUGUCAAGCACCCAUUCAUCGUGGACCUGAUCUAUGCAUUCCAAACAGGUGGCAAGUUGUACUUGAUCCUGGAGUAUCUCCCUGGUGGAGAGCUUUUCAUGCAACUUGAGCGGGAGGGAAUCUUCAUGGAGGACACCGCAUGUUUCUACCUGUCUGAAAUCACUUUGGCGAUAGAGCACCUGCAUUCCUAUGGUAUCGUGUACAGAGACCUGAAGCCGGAGAAUAUCCUCCUCGACCUACAAGGUCAUGUGAAGCUGACAGACUUUGGGCUGUGUAAGGAAGCUGUGAUGGAGGGGGUGGUCACACACACAUUCUGCGGGACCAUUGAAUACAUGGCACCAGAAAUCCUGAUGCGUACUGGGCAUGGAAAGGCAGUUGACUGGUGGAGCCUUGGGGCACUCAUGUACGACAUGCUCACGGGUGCGCCCCCUUUUACUGGCGAGAACAGAAAGAAAACUAUUGAUAAGGUAUUGAAGGCAAAGUUGAGCCUGCCUCCGUACCUGACCAACGAGGCGCGAGGACUCAUCAAGCGGCUUCUCCGAAAAAAUGCACAGGAACGUCUUGGAGGGGGUAAAGAUAAUGCUGGGUCAAUCAAGGCUCAUGCCUUCUUCAGACAUAUAGAUUGGAAUGACCUAAUACACAGACGUGUGGAACCACCAUUUAAACCUUCUCUGACAAAUGAUGAAGAUGUGAGUCAGUUUGACACGAAAUUCACAAAGCAAACGCCAGUGGACUCCCCGGACGACACGGUGCUGAGUGAGAGCCAGAACAGAGCAUUCCAGGGCUUCUCAUAUGUAGCCCCUUCAGUGUUAGAAGAUCUCAACAAGCCAUGGAUAGAGGAGCGGAAUAUCCGGUCUCCUAGGAAACAUGGGAACACGUUCCGCGGCCGUGUCAGCCACAGUCCGAUGGUGGAGGGGUUCGAGCUGGGGCCAUCGCACGGUGUAGGCGGGGCCGAGGGCGGCUACGAGGCCAUGGACACAUCGUCACAUCCUCCACCCCACCCCCAGUCUCACGCUAUAAACACUAAACAAUAUAAACCUUCUGCUAUGCCAAUCAAUCAGCGACCUAAACAUAUACUCUAGAAGAUGCUAGCAAAAGUCUAAUAGGUAUUACAAUUGUAACUGUGAUUUCAGUUAGAAGUUUUUAGUUCAAAUAAUCGUAAAAGAUAUUUCAAUUGUUGCACAUAGUUGACAUUUUAAAAAGGUUUAACUAUUUUGCCGAGUUUUUUUACUCCAACACAAAUGUACAUGAUACACAGUGUGGAUGAUUGUCAACACAUCAGAGGUUCUUUUUAUUUUGAGUGAUAUUGUACAUAGAUAAUGCUAAGUUUCUAGAGGAGGUUUAUUGCAGACAUUUUACAAGAGUACACUUUCAAAAAGUGUGUGGUUUUGACUGGUGAAUUGGUAUGAAGUGUUCAUACAUGAAACUUUGAAUUGACUGCCUUUUGUUGUCUUUGUUUUACCAUAUAAAUAACCAUCUUACAUCAGUUAAUUGUAUAAAACAAGUUAUUUCUUAGUUUUGGUAAUUGGUUAUCCAAUAAUAACUGUAGCCCCAUCAAACUAGCCAAUAAAUCCACUUUUAAACAAUUGGCUCCAGGUAUAUAUUAACAUCCAAUCACCUUGAUAAAAGAAGUCAUAUUAUCAAAAAAUGUGCCCUUAACAAUAUGAAUCAAGAGCAUAUUUGUUAGGGAUUUACACCCUACUCUGUGUACUUUCGAAAUAUAAGUAAAUGAUGUAAAAUGUCUGUGGAGCCGCACCUCUUCAGAGUUGAUCACACGGAUCAUUAAUAAAUGACUAACUCAUUGGGAGGUUUUUAGCAAUUCUUUUUAGUUCAAGUGUUCAAUUAUUAUCAGAUGUUUUAUUUGUAACCAUGAAUCAUGUUUUAUCAACUUCCAUUCCAUGAAUGUAUCAUGGAUAUUUUAACCUAUUAGUAUUGUUCUCUUAAAAUUCCUUCCGAAGAAGGCUCAUUUAGUUUAAGCAUAUAUUUUUUUCAUUUCAUCUAAAAAGUAUGAUGAGUAACAAUGUGUUUUUAAUCAGUUCAGUUCUCAAAAAAAAGUAUUGAACAUUGACUUUAUGAUUUCCAUGUAGACCUUUUUCAGAAGUGUUUCAAGCAUGUAUGGUCAUAAUUAUAUUUUAUCAAAAACAUUGAUGAAGAAUGUGUUUAGGUUUUAUUGAGAUAUAAUUUAUGAUGUACAUAAAAUACUAGUAAUUAUUGUUCAAGCAAUGUGAUGUCAAUGAUUUGUACAUGUUUUGUGAUUGAGGCUGUGUGGUUUAAGGUGUAUAGUGAGAUGCAUGUUUGUAACUGAAUAUUUAUGAACUAUUAUUAGCUGGCAAUCCGCUGAGCAUGACUGCCAUUUCAUGCUCCCACUAUGAGAGUACUUAUUAUGAUAUAAUUGUUGAAUGUUUGCAUGUUGACACUGCCAGUAUUGUAGCAGUGCUGGCUUGCUGUUAUCUUUAAAUGUACACCAUGAAUUACCUUACCCGGGCCAACACUGCACUUGUCCCCCGUUCUCCUCAUGCCCCAUUAUAGUACAUAUGAAGCCAUGUAUUCAGGAAACAGAAUUUUUGUGUUAUCAUAAAUGUCUCAUGUUCGAAUGAAAAUGAAAAAUAGUUGAAAGAAAUCAACCUGAAUGUUGUUAUACUAUGAAAAUAAAUAAUAAUCACUGAACUCAUAUUCAUGCUGUAAUAAUCGCCCCAGACGAAGCCAAUGUUAAGCUUUAUACUGUGUUGGCCUGGCAGUUUGGACUUUUGUGAUAUUUUCACAUCUCAAGGAGAGGGAUGACUGAACUAGUGUGCUGAUGUAUGCAAGGUGUCGGUCAUCUUCCUGAUAUACAUGCCAAGGUCACACCAAAUUGACGCUUUGUUUGAUGGGUUUAAUGCACCUAUUCUUUGACAUGUACGUGAAAGUAAUCUUUGCAGAUAAAAUAUUUAUUUUAACAUACUUAAUUACAAAACCCCCACAACGCUUUCAAUAGCAAAAAUAUUAAAAUGUUUUGACGAGUAGUUCAUAGGGUAUUACCUUUUUACAACAUUUCUUUAGUAGGAAAUUGCACUUAAGAGUAGAUAAUUGUUCAAGAUCAAGAUUUUCAUUCCGAGUAUUAAUUAUAUGGGGAAAGUGUUUGCUGUCUACCACUCCUGUUAUUAAACUGAACGAGAACAUUUUUUUUGUUGUCCACUCGUUCUUAAUUUUUACAAAAACAAAGGGUUAAAUUGGUGUGGCCGUAAGUUUUAGUACUGACAAUGUUUUACAUAAUUAUCAUUCUUAUUAUUAAAAAAACCAUUGAAAUAUCAUUGUGAAAUGGAAAUUGAUUUCAUUUUCAGGACUUGUACUUUAUGUGGAAAUCAAUUGAACAUUAAUGUUAAGGAAAUAGUUACAAACCUUUUCAUUUGACUUCCAUCUCAUUAGACAUUACAAAAUAUUUAAAAUAAGUGACCUAGUAGCCAGUGACCUGUACAAAGUGAUAGUCCACUGCAGAGUUCAGAAAGAGAUGGACACAAUGUCUUGCACUAUUUACAAACAGCAGCCCAUUUAGAAUUUAAAAAACAACUGCUGUUGCAUUUACUUAUUAUGAUGCAAAACACAAAAACUAAAUGGUUUGAACACUGUAUUAAAUUACAGCUUUAGACUUGUAUAGCUCUCAAUAUCCUGAAAUGAAUUGCAACUGCUUAAUUGUGUGCAUGUUUUUACAAUUCCUUGAAAUGAGAACAGUGCACUGUAACUGUAAGGGUACCAUUGGAACCUGACAUUGGUCAAAUUGUACAGUGAAAUGUGUAAUCAGUUAAAACUAAUAUUUUUUAAUGUAAAUAGUCAAAUUCAUUGUUAAUUAUGUUCCAAAGCAUUUAUUUAUUUCAUAUUCAUUUAAAGACUGAUUUGUUCAUUUCAAACCAUUUGUAAGUCUGUUGAUUGAUGUACACAUAUUAAUAUUACUGUUGACGAAAAUGCCCAUUAUUAGAUUUAAAUAAGGAUUAUUUUACAACAUGAUAUGUUUUUAGUUUAGCGUUUUAAUGAAGGGUCCCAAAUUUUAAUUAUGUAUCUCUGAAACACUUAACAUUUGAAUGCUUCUUUGUUUGAUCCAAACCUUCUGAAUGUGUUAAAAACAGUGCCGAAAAAUAAACUUUUCUCCUC
Mya arenaria is the source of this 4634-nucleotide messenger RNA. RefSeq names its product ribosomal protein S6 kinase beta-1-like. Gene Ontology annotation, biological process: signal transduction; protein phosphorylation. Gene Ontology annotation, molecular function: protein serine/threonine kinase activity; ATP binding. The transcript is spliced from 16 exons. The record is from RefSeq and is a predicted model, not a curated record. The coding region runs from base 128 to 1591 and encodes 487 amino acids. NCBI's taxonomy places the organism in Eukaryota, Metazoa, Mollusca, Bivalvia, Myida, Myidae.